Molecule: messenger RNA, 674 nt
Organism: Cuscuta epithymum
Lineage: Eukaryota; Viridiplantae; Streptophyta; Magnoliopsida; Solanales; Convolvulaceae
Source: the annotation of a GenBank genome assembly
CCUCUCUCCUCUUCCAAACGUAAUCCACUGCACAGCAAACGAACUGUCUGUGCCAUUGUUUUCGUUUGUCUGUGAGCUCUUCUUUCUCUGAACUGGUGGUCGCCUCUGUCACUGGUGGUGAUCGAGUGUGUAUGGCGGCGACGAUGAACGCCGUGGAAGCUAACAGAUACGACGGCAGCGACGAUGCGGGCCUGGGGUGGACAUGGAAGGAUAUUUUCGGCCCGAGUCCCACUAACACGCCUGCUGUGCUUGAAGAGUGUGCGGUAGCGCCGGAGGUAGGGAUGCAAGAUGAUGAAGACACGACAGAGAAUAUACUACGGAGGGAAGGAGUUGAACACGCUCCGGCUGCCAUGCAAGGCGAUGAAGGGGCAUCGGAUGGUAACACUGUGGAGGCUGAGCAAGAUGCAUAUGCACAGGAAGACGAGCAAGAAGAUGUUAGUGUGGUUGCUCCGGUAGUGGGCAUGAAGUUUGAAAGCACAGACGCGGUGUAUGAGUUUUACAAAAAAUAUGGUAGGACUGUAGGAUUCCCGGUUAGAAAAAGAACAUCUACUAAGGAUAGAUCCAAGGGUGUUGUGGUGUCAAUAGUGAUAGAGUGUUCACGGGCGGGAAGUAGAGGUAGCAAGGCACUAAAUUGUUUGAAACCUCAACCUUCAAUGCAAACAUCUUGUACGGCA